AUGAGAUCUCCUUUCCACGGUGUGAUCUCGAGGCUGCAGGCGUACCCACUCGGGCAGAUCGACCUGCCUGUCACGAUUGGUGACCGUGCUAACUUCCGCAUGGAGGUCCUGACCUUCGAGGUGGUGGACUUUCCAGGGUCCUACCACACCAUCCUAGGGCAGCCAUGCUAUGCCAUGCUCAUGGCAGCCCCCAACUACACCUACCUCAAGCUGAAGAUGCCGGGACCAAACGAUGUCAUCACCGUGGGUAGCACCUUCUCGCACGCCUACAUGUGCGACCGCAAGCACCACGAGCUCCCUAUUGGCAUCGUCAACUCCACUGAGCUCCUGAAGCUUUGGAAUGUAGCGGUGUCGGUAGUCCCCAACUACAACAAGCCAACCUCCACGGGCGCCUUCCGUUUUACCGAGGAGACCAAGGUGGUGGAGGUCGACCCCAGCGACCCGACCAAGACAGUGCAGAUCUGGACCAAGCUCCCGACCAAAUAG
This is a messenger RNA of Setaria italica (foxtail millet), 486 nucleotides long. RefSeq lists its product as uncharacterized. The coding region runs from base 1 to 486 and encodes 161 amino acids. Lineage: Eukaryota; Viridiplantae; Streptophyta; Magnoliopsida; Poales; Poaceae. The record is from RefSeq and is a predicted model, not a curated record. The transcript has a single exon.